Cantharellus anzutake is the source of this 362-nucleotide messenger RNA. RefSeq lists its product as uncharacterized. The coding region runs from base 164 to 343 and encodes 59 amino acids. Lineage: Eukaryota; Fungi; Basidiomycota; Agaricomycetes; Cantharellales; Hydnaceae. The transcript has a single exon. The record is from RefSeq and is a predicted model, not a curated record.
AUUGUUUUAAUUAAUAGUAUUGACUCUUGAGUGCCAUGUGAGAAUGAGUGGUCAGGUCUAAGGACUCGAAGCUCCAAGCCCAGCCCCAAGGUGAAGAGGGUAGUAACGUCUGUGUUCCUUUCACAUAUGGAGCAUUAACUGGCACAAGGGAUGAACAGGAGGGAUGUUAGAGACAUUGAAGGACCCUUCCGGUAAAUUCACACCGUUAGGUUCAUUAAUAAGAGAUCCUGCAGUGCAAUAUACCGCUCGGAAGAGGGGUUGCGAUGGUGAUGGUGGUGGCCAAAUUCCCUUACAUAGUAGUGCACGCAAGCAUAAGGCCGACAGGCAAGAACACAAAGCUUGAAGGGACAGCUGGUGCUAUG